AUACGUCCUACGUCAUGCAUCACGGCGCGUCACGAAAGUCUGUUCUUUCUGCUUGUUUGUGUAUUUAUUUUUCACUUGUUUCGAUAAAGAGUUAUUUCGGUACAUUUUCAGCAAGUAUCGAUCGGUUCACGUUUGCUGGCCUUCACAUUGUGAAAGUAUACGUCUGCGCGUGCGCAGUGCGCGUCCGUUAGGCCGUUGCUGUUGGAGCGGGAAUACGCACAGUGGUUGACAGACAGCAGCACAUCUCUCACCUUUACUGGUCCUACAGCUGAAAUAACAGCACAGCAUGCCUCGAGAGAUCAUCACCCUGCAGCUCGGACAGUGCGGGAAUCAGAUUGGUUUUGAGUUUUGGAAGCAGCUGUGUGCUGAGCAUGGCAUCAGCCCAGAGGGCAUCGUAGAGGAGUUUGCCACUGAGGGUACAGACCGGAAAGAUGUCUUCUUCUAUCAGGCAGAUGAUGAGCACUACAUCCCUCGUGCUGUGCUGUUGGACCUGGAGCCCCGAGUCAUCCACACCAUCCUGAACUCUCCCUAUGCCAACCUGUACAACCCGGAGAACAUCUACCUGUCUGAGCAUGGCGGUGGAGCCGGUAACAACUGGGCCAGUGGCUUCUCUCAGGGAGAAAAAAUCCAUGAGGACAUCUUUGACAUCAUUGACAGAGAGGCAGAUGGCAGUGACAGUUUGGAGGGGUUUGUGCUUUGCCACUCUAUCGCGGGGACAGGAUCUGGUCUCGGGUCCUACCUACUGGAGCGACUGAACGACAGGUAUCCUAAAAAACUGGUUCAGACCUACUCUGUCUUUCCUAACCAAGAUGAGAUGAGUGAUGUUGUCGUACAGCCGUAUAAUUCUCUUCUGACGUUAAAGAGACUGACCCAGAAUGCAGACUGUGUGGUGGUGCUUGACAAUACUGCUUUGAACAGAAUCGCCACAGACCGGCUGCACAUUCAGAACCCCUCGUUCUCUCAGAUCAACCAACUGGUGUCGACUAUAAUGUCAGCAAGCACAACAACCCUCCGUUACCCUGGAUAUAUGAACAAUGAUCUGAUUGGUCUGAUUGCAUCACUCAUCCCCACUCCCCGCCUCCACUUCCUCAUGACUGGAUACACACCGCUGACCACCGAUCAGUCCGUGGCAAGUGUGAGGAAGACUACAGUUCUUGACGUGAUGAGGAGACUCCUGCAGCCCAAGAAUGUCAUGGUGUCCACAGGCCGAGACCGUCAGACCAAUCAUUGCUACAUUGCCAUUCUCAACAUUAUUCAGGGAGAGGUGGACCCCACACAGGUCCAUAAGAGUCUGCAGAGAAUCAGGGAGAGGAAGUUAGCUAAUUUUAUCCCAUGGGGUCCGGCUAGUAUUCAGGUGGCACUGUCCCGCCGAUCCCCCUACCUGCCCUCAGCUCAUCGUGUCAGUGGACUUAUGAUGGCUAAUCACACCAGCAUCUCUUCAUUGUUUGAGCGUACCUGUCGUCAGUAUGAUAAGCUGAGGAAGAGGGAGGCCUUCCUCGAGCAGUUCAGGAAGGAGGACAUAUUCAAGGACAACUUCGACGAGCUGGAUAACUCUCGUGAGGUGGUUCAGCAGCUCGUGGAUGAAUACAGCGCCGCCACACGUCCCGACUACAUCUCCUGGGGCACACAAGAGCAGUGAAAUCCCCUCCGCUCACUCCCUAAGGAGGAGCUCUUAGAGCGAAAAAAGGCAGGCUCUAAACUCAUCCUGUAAAAUACACAGUGACUCCAGUAGCGAAUAACAGAAUUUCAGUAGUGAACGCACCUCCAGAGACUCGUGUCCAUAAAUCUUUCACCAUACUGUUCUGUGAGAGGCUUCUCUGCGUUACCUCUCACGUAUGUAUAUACAUGUCAUUUGUCAUGUUUACGGGCCUCUUCAUAACCUGGUGCCUCUAUCCCGAGCUGUAACUUUCACUCUUUCUCUCUCUCCUCCCGAUUUCCUUGAUUUCUUUGAUCAGAGAAUUUAUGGCUCCGUCUUAAUCUAUUUUUGUACUGCACUCUGCACUCUUCUGCACAAAAUCUACAUCAAUCUACGUCAAGGUGGCCUGCACACAAACUUCCCUGACCACACACACGUUGGACGUCUACACCGAUAAGACUGGGUGGUCUCAGAUGAAUGUAACCGUAGGAGGGAGUGUGAAAGAUUAAGCCUCUUAGAAGAGAUCAGACUAGAAGCAGCUUAUGAAUACACCAUCUCACUCCCUCACGUUCAUGCAUGCAUGCUUUUAGACAAAAGGCGCUUGCUUUCAGGGGAUAGACUAUGAUUGUGCGAUUGAAUCAGUUUUCCUCUCGGCCUCUUCGUCGCGGAUUACUCUCGAAGAUUAUCUUGAGUUUUGAGAGACGAUCGGUAAAGUCAAGUGUUAUGCUGUACCUCAAUCCAUCCAAUCGGCGAACCCUCAUCGGGUUCUUCUUCUAGUCAAUCAAAUCAGUGAAGUUACCUCAAAGUCUGGCAGAGUCAAUCAUACACCACAAUCCCAACACAUCACGUUUGAUUUGAAUAGUUUAUUCUUCUGCUCCGGUCUUCCUUGUGCUGGAGUGAAACUUUCAUGCCAGAUUUCUGUCUCAAUGCUUUUUUCCCCCUUGGUUACCACGUUCUUAUUAUUAAUAUUAUACUGUGUAUAUAGUUUGCUGUCAGACUUGAUGCAUUUACUUGAAGUUCAUGAGAUUUGAAUAAAUGUUUUUCUACAAGAAUAUUUCCAUAGUGUGCAAAUACUGAUUACUCUCAAAACCAUCUGCGCUCAUGUCAUAGUCACUCACAUGGGUCAUUUGACCUUAAAACACCAAAUAUCUCAGGAAUUAAUGCCUUUACCUUUGAUAACCUCUUUGGUCUUUGUCUCAUAUUCCACUGAUAAGCUGAGUCAAGGACAUACUCUAUAUCAGGUGUGUCCAAUCCUGCUCCUGGAGGGCUUUGUUUAGCUCCAACCUGUCUUAACACAGUUGUCUGCUAGUUUCUAGUAAUCCUGAAGACCUUGAUUAGCUGGUUAAGGUGUGUUUAAUUAGGAUAGUGGCCCUAGGACGCCCCACAUGGUAGCAGUUACACUUUCUUCCGAAAUGUCUUCCCAAGCAGUUUCUGUUUCUUCCAAAGGUUGCAGACAUUUCAUGUCUCUCCAGUGGAAUUUUUUAUUAGGGACAUGCUGGUCCCAAAACGUAAUUUCAUAUAUCAAAUCAAGAGACCGUUUCUCAGAACUGCAUGUUACUUUCCUUGUAACUGGCAUGUUUAUUUUCAGCAGUUGGUUUCAGUGGGGUUUUUAAUCUUUUCUACUCAACAUUAUAGGAUCUUGAUGCCUGGUUAAACUGAAUGCUUGAAAACAUGACAAACAGGCAAAACCAUCUAGAUUUGGACUAUUCAUAACUGUUAGCAGUCAAUGCAAGUUAUUUAUAACAUUUCUAAAUAUUAUUACGUCUAUUAAUACACACUGUCCGUCCAAAAAAAAAAAAGUCACCACUUGGAUUUAACUAAGCAAAUAGGUAAGAUCCUCACAUUGAAUAAUUACUGCAUUGAUGAUUGUUAUGUGCCCAAAGAAUGAAGUCAGCUGACUUCCUGUAUAUACUGAAUGACCAGGUUAUUCCAUCAAUGAAUUUUUUCUUCCCUGAUGGCACGGGCAUAUUCCAAGAUGACAAUCGGGCUCAAAUUGUGAAAGAGUGGUUCAGGGAGCAUGAGACAUCAUUUUCACACAUGGAUUGGCCACCACAGAGUCCAGACUUUAACCCCAUUGAGAAUCUUUGGGAUGUGCUGGAGAAGACUUUGCGCAGCGGUCCGACUCCCCCAUCAUCAAUACAAGAUCUUGGCGAAAAAUGUAUGCAACUCUGGACGGGAAUAAAUAUUGUGACAUUGCAGAAGCUUAUCGAAAUGAUGCCACGGCGAAUGCUUGCCGUAAUCAAAGCUAAAGGUGGUCCAACGAAAUAUUAGAGUGUGUGGCUUUUUUUUUUUGGACGGGCAGUGCAUAUACUAACAUAUCAAGGCACUAUAUUCUUCUAAUAUUUUUCUAUAAAUCGGCUUUAAAAUAGUAAGCAUAUAGAAUGAAAUUCACUAUAUUAUUGAAAUUAUAUCACUUUAAUAUAUACACUACUGUUUAAAAGUUUAUGGGUUGAUAACAUUUUUAAAUGUUUUUGGAAGUCACCAAAGUUGCAUUUAAUUGACAAACUAAAAAUUAAAAUAAAAAAAGUUAUAGUGUGAAAUAUUACAAUUGAAAAUAAGUUUUUAUACAAAUAUGUAUAUACAAUGUACAAACUGUAAUUUAUUUCUGUGAUAACAAAGCUGAAUUUUCGCCAGCCAUUAAUCAAGUCUUCUGUUGAAAACAGUUGUGUAAACCAUGAUGCAUUUUUUUUUUUUCAGAGUUAAUGAAUAGGAAGUUAAAAGAACAGCUUUUAUUUGGAAAAAAAAUACAUGUGUGUGUGGCAAAAACUUCUACAUUUUACAGAAAAAUUACUAAAAUUAUUUAUAUAUAUAUA
Molecule: messenger RNA, 4449 nt
Organism: Onychostoma macrolepis
Lineage: Eukaryota; Metazoa; Chordata; Actinopteri; Cypriniformes; Cyprinidae
Gene: tubg1
Product: tubulin, gamma 1
Biological process (GO): mitotic spindle organization; cytoplasmic microtubule organization; meiotic spindle organization
Cellular component (GO): centrosome; gamma-tubulin complex; cytoplasm
Molecular function (GO): GTP binding; structural constituent of cytoskeleton
Source: RefSeq, a predicted model, not a curated record